AUGAGCUGCACCACCACCACCACCACCACCAAAACACCACCAGACUUCGGUCUCAGUUCCUCUAAGUUCCUCACUAAUGUGAAUGUGCUGUGCUGGUCUUCGUGGGGGUGGAUAAAAAAAUUAACAUGGAUUAAUUUUGACACCCCCCCCUCCCUCCCCCCCCCUCCAUCGGUGAAGAUGGCAGACAGCGAGGUGAAAACGUUGCUGAAUUUUGUAAAUCUGGCGUCCAGCGACAUCAAGGCGGCUCUGGACAAGUCGGCGCCUUGCAGACGCUCAGUGGACCACAGGAAGUACCUGCAGAAGCAGCUCAAGCGUUUCUCCCAGAGAUACUCGAGGGUCCCAAGGUGCCACGCACACAGCAGGUCCUCCGGGUACGGAUGCGUGAAACCCAGCGGGGCUGCCAACGACACCAGGAUCAGCGAAGGAGCCGACCAGGACGCCAACAACGACGUGGAGAACGUCAGGGUCGGCGGGGACGGCGUCGACGGCAACCGAGGGCAGGUACCCAUGAGGAAACGCCAGUUGCCCGCCUCGUUUUGGGAGGAACCUAAAUUAACCCCGGACAGGAGGGACCGUCCGCUCUUGGGCUCGAUUAAGAACCCGGGGGCGAUGAGCGAGGCCGGCGACGGCGAAAAGAGGAAAAGGGUUCGUGGCAACGACGACAAUGACGCCGCCGCCAGAGCCGCCAGAGCCGCGGUCCCCGCCUCCGGUCGCCACGGCUCCCCGGGGGGAGACGCGCUGAAAUCGGACACGUGCGCCUCCUCCCAUCACCUGGGUCUCUGCGGCUGCUGCGUCUUUCAGUGCCACGGCCGCCAGGUGUUUCACAGCCACCACGUCGUCCUGCCCCACUCGCCCGCCGCGGCUCUGUGGGGCAAAGCGGCCGGGACUGACACCGAGGUGUCUGAACAUCCGUACGGACCCAAAAUUCACACGCACGUCGUGGUCAAGCCCAUACCGACGAAGCCCACCGCUCCGUCAUCUAUUUUCAGUGUCUUCGGGUUCAUUUGA
Lampris incognitus (smalleye Pacific opah) is the source of this 1008-nucleotide messenger RNA. Its product is annotated as protein FAM181A-like. The record is from RefSeq and is a predicted model, not a curated record. The transcript has 2 exons. Bases 1 to 1008 code for a protein of 335 amino acids. Lineage: Eukaryota; Metazoa; Chordata; Actinopteri; Lampriformes; Lampridae.